Molecule: messenger RNA, 1279 nt
Organism: Colossoma macropomum (tambaqui)
Lineage: Eukaryota; Metazoa; Chordata; Actinopteri; Characiformes; Serrasalmidae
Product: rab effector Noc2-like
Exons: 6
Coding region: 342-782 (146 amino acids)
Biological process (GO): intracellular protein transport
Molecular function (GO): small GTPase binding
Source: RefSeq, a predicted model, not a curated record
CCUCAGUUUCCUUUUUUUCCCUUUCCUUUCCACUUGUUUGCAGAGUUGGAGAUAAAACGCAGCGCAGCCAUUGUCCGAAGCCAGAGCCUGGACCCACGGGACCGUCUCUGCUUUUUUGGGGGAGAAAGCUGAAGGGAGCUGUGUACAAUAGGCAGCUCCGUUCUGCACUGUCUAUGGGCAGCAAGUCUUUUGUGUUCCACCUGCUGCCUUAUCGUGCGUCUCCAGCUUUAACCUCUUCGUCCAGCGCAGGUGUGUGCACAGCUGGGAGAAGGAGCGAGCGGUGUUUGGAAAGAGUCCCUUUUCUGCGUGGAUACAUAAAGUCACCAGCAUCUCUUUGAGGCAUGACCGACACCAUGUUUGGCUGUGGGAAUAGUCAGUGGGUUUGCCCAAAUGACCGACAGCUAGCCCUGAGAGCCAAGCUGCACACUGGCUGGUCAGUACAUACGUUCCAGUCAGAGAAGCAGAGGAAGGCCCAGGCGCUGGACAAGCGGGAGCUGGACAUCAUUCUGAAUGUCAUCCGCAGAGCCGAACAGCUUGAGCUGAUUGAGCAGCACAGGAUCGGGAGACUAAUUGAGCGUUUGGAGAACAUGAGGAGGUCGGCGGUGGGGAAUGGGCUGUCUCAGUGUUUGCUGUGUGGGGAGUCUCUGGGUCUGCUGGGAACUCCUUCAGUCCUCUGCCUCGAUUGCUGUAAGAAAGUGUGCACCAAGUGUGGGAUCGAGGCGGCAUGCAGUCAAAAGAAAGCUCAGUGGUUGUGCAAGAUCUGCAGUGAACAGAGAGAGUGAACUGUGCGCUGUAGCUUAUGCUUGGUGGACGAAGAUGCAGAGACGAACCAGACAGAGAUGGAAGAUGUGAUGAUGGAUUCUGUUAUGGCACUGUAGAACUGGACCAGCAGUGCUUGAGGCAGCCCAAAUUUCUUGACCUGUUGCAGGAAAUACAGACGCUGCUGGGCCUUCUUCAUAACUGCUGUGCUGUGUCUUUCUGAAACCAGUGGCCAUCUCCCAAGUAUGGUUUGAAACAAGUCUGACCUGGGUAGGCGUAAGUGUUAAGGCUAUUCAGGUAAUGGCAUCUAUAUUAAAUUAAACCUCGGUCCUGACAAAUCCGCAGUAGAUGGCAUGGCUUAAAAUUGAAUCUUUAAGAUGAACAGAGAAAUUCUAAUCUUCCGUUUUCACCAUAGCUAAUGUUAUUAGACCUGUCGCAUUGUAUUUCACUUUGUGCCUCAUGUUUUUAGCUUAAAAACAGCAAGAUUGUGAAGAGUUAGUUAAUACGAAACAAAAGAAAU